AUGCUUGAACUUAGUGCUAUCAAUAUGCUCAUUUUUCUCAGCCUCUUCUUGUUCUUCUUUGUCAUUUUCAUCGCCUGUGAAAUCUACCUGCACUGUGUGGCAAAACCAAUGGAUUACUUCAGUGAAGCUAAAAAAUUGAAUGAAGAAGACGUCAAGCGAAACCACGGGACCAAAAGCGGGCGAGUCGGGAUUUCCGAGCAACAGAUUGGACCUCACAAAACUUUUGAAAUCAGAGUAUAA
Molecule: messenger RNA, 240 nt
Organism: Caenorhabditis elegans
Lineage: Eukaryota; Metazoa; Nematoda; Chromadorea; Rhabditida; Rhabditidae
Gene: R160.14
Exons: 2
Coding region: 1-240 (79 amino acids)
Source: RefSeq, marked reviewed